This is a messenger RNA of Gamsiella multidivaricata, 676 nucleotides long. RefSeq names its product putative glycine dehydrogenase. The record is from RefSeq and is a predicted model, not a curated record. The coding region runs from base 126 to 596 and encodes 156 amino acids. The transcript is spliced from 4 exons. Gene Ontology annotation, biological process: protein lipoylation; glycine decarboxylation via glycine cleavage system. Gene Ontology annotation, cellular component: cytoplasm; mitochondrion; glycine cleavage complex. NCBI's taxonomy places the organism in Eukaryota, Fungi, Mortierellomycota, Mortierellomycetes, Mortierellales, Mortierellaceae.
GUCUCCCUUUUCUUUCCCCUUUCCUUCUUCCUCCUCUUCUUCUUUACUCUUCGCUCCUUUAACUCUCCCCACUCUUCGCUCUUCUCCCACUUCCACAUCCUACCACCCACCCCAAGAAGAACACGAUGUCUCUCUCUGCCUUCUCCGCCAGACUCUUCCCCACCAUGCGCUCCCAGGCCAUGACUCGUUUCGCCGCUCCCUCGACCACCUUUGCCCGUUUCUAUGCUACCAGGAAGUUCACUGAGGAGCACGAGUGGAUCGAGGUCGAGAACGGUGUCGCGACUGUCGGUAUCACCAACCACGCCCAGGAGGCUCUCGGAGAGAUCGUCUACGUCGAGCCUGCUCAGCUCGCGGAUGUCGCCAAGGGCGACACCAUUGGAUCCGUCGAAUCCGUCAAGGCUGCUUCGGACAUCUACGCACCCGUCUCUGGAACUGUCAUCGAGGUCAACGAGCUUUUGCAAUCCGAGCCCGGUUUGUUGAACUCCAAUGCCGAGGAUGACGGCUGGCUCUGCAAGAUCAAGGUCUCGUCCGAGGAUGAGAUCAACAAUCUCCUCAGCAAGGAGGACUACAUCAACUUUUGCGAGGAGUCCCAUUAAACGGAACAAACAACCCUCAUUAAUCUCAUUUGCUACCAACAUUACAUGAAUAAACACGCUUCAUAAAUCAUCUCUUCCAC